UCCAUGUGUUCUUCACCGUCACCUCUGCCAUUUUCCAUCAGCCCCUUGCCCGAAUGGAAGAAAAGCUUGGUCACUCCAUCAAGGCUGGGAUCGUUGUAUCGAUCGACGAUCAUCGUUCACCCUGAUGGUCAGACGUCCUUCGACGACAGGGGGUGGAUUCAUCAACGCAGGCAGUGCACCGAUCGCUUCCAGCAAUCCGGUGCAGCAGUUCACAGCCCGCUUCUCAUGUGCGUCACCAACCUUCAUGCCGAUUCCAUCAGCUUUUGCUAAAGCACGUGACUUCAGUGUGGAAAGCACAUGGUUGAUCAUGCAGUGCAGGGUCCCUCCUGGCAGUGAUAUGCAGAGCGCGGGCGGGACUUGGCAUGCGCCGGGGGUAGAGAGGUCGUCAUAUUUUUUGGUGUCGGAUGGCUUUGUCUCCAGCAUGGCGUCACAUGAGGUUGACGGCCGUCCUGCACACACACCGUCCGGCCGUGGGUACAGUAGCGAUGACUCCGCAAUUCCAACACAAAGGCACAACCGUCAUGUGACACCCCCUGCGAGGCCCUCUGCAACAGUGGACAAUGAUUUUGUUGUCGCGGACAACCAGGAUGAUCACAUGUCCGUCGACGGUGCUGGAGAGAGGAACAGGGGCACUGCAGAUGGUGCUGGCAUGCAGGAUGUCGCCAGCGGAAGGUCCACUGAGGAUGUCGGGAAGCCUUCACAAGCCACUCUGACAGAUAGCGCGAAAAAGAACAAGCCUUGGGUGUUGGAGGAGAAAGUGGAUCUGGCGGAGGGCAUGAGAGGAUGACGCACUCAUGGCGAGUGCAAGUGGGAGGCACGAACAUA
This is a messenger RNA of Chara braunii, 825 nucleotides long. The record is from the annotation of a GenBank genome assembly. Lineage: Eukaryota; Viridiplantae; Streptophyta; Charophyceae; Charales; Characeae.